CGCUGGAAUCCACUCACCCAGCCCACCUUCCAACAGCGGUCACAGUGUCUGUUACUCCUCUAAAAACACCGCCACCAGCGCCAAGCCGCACUGUAACUCGCCGGCACUGUCCACUUGUUUGUCUUCGUCGCAGCCGUUUUUCUCCCUCUCUCCUACAUCGUUUUUUUCUAAGCAUACUUGAAUAAGCUUUUGUGUUGCUUUCGCUUUUGAUUUUCGCUGCCAAGUCGCAUCCAACCCUUCCCUCACUCCACAACUCUCCCGACUUCUUCCUACAGCGAACGGUUCUUCGCACUUGGCGCCCGCUACGUAACGACGCAUCGCGAGACGUAGCCUCACCAACGUCCUCCAAAGCAAACAUUACUGCGCAAUAGCGCCCGCCAUCCCCCUAGCCGUGUAUUGCUAGUCGAUAAUAGUGCCAAUCUAUGCCGAUAUCCGAAUAAAUCGCUCGCCUCUUCCCGUCUAGCGCCCCUUUCAAAGGGAUCGCUUUGCUCCGCCUUGGCCUCAAAUCAACAUGUUUUCCAUACACAGUAUAGCAGCCACCGUUGCUGGUGUGGCUUUGCUAUUUCCUUCCUCCGUUUGGGGCCACUCUGUAAAACGAGAACCCGUCAACUACGUAUCCACGAUUGAAAAUGCCAAAAUCCAUACGCCGUCGCAGCGUGUCCAUUCUUACUCCGACUUCGCUCUUACCUUUACUCUACACAACGGAACAGAAGAAAUCCGCUUAGAACUUGAGCCGAAUAUCGAUCUUAUCCCCGAGGGUUUUACGGUCACCUACUUAAACGAAGAUGGUAGCGCUAGCCAGGUUCACGAGCUGAAACAGCAAGAUUAUAAAGUUUACAGAGGCCGCUCCUAUGUUCAUCGCAAAGGACAUGAGGGCUGGUUUCUGUCAGGAUGGGCCCGAAUCAUGAUGCAUCAAGAUGGAGAGAACCCAAUCUUUGAUGGUGCUUUUCGAGUCAACAGCAACAACCAUCACAUCGAAGCCGGUCACCGUUACGGAAAGAUUAAACAUGAAGAAGACCCUCAUGUUCACACAAAGGAUGAUACUAUGGUUGUAUGGCGCGAUUCUGAUGUUCGCUCUACCGACGAGCAACUCGAGCUGAAGCGUAGUGAGCCGAGCGCUGGCACUUGUGCAGCUGAUACUUCAGACUUCAACCGACAAUACGACUUGACAUCGAGAGAAUUUGAGCCUCUGGAAGCUGUUUCAAACCGCUCACUGUUUGGCCGCCAAGCUAUCGAUGGCAACGGUGGUGGCCCUGCUGGUGACCUUAGUGCUACCAUUGGCGAUGCUUCAGGCUGCCCUACUUCCCGCAAACUGGCACUGGUCGGCAUUGCUACCGACUGUAACUACUGGGAACACUUCUGGACUGAAAAUACCGAUAAAACCCACGCUGCUGUGGAAAAGAAUGUUAUUGGAAUGGUUAACAAAGCCUCGGAGGUGUAUGAGAGUAGCUUGAAGAUCUCUCUUGCGCUUCAAAAUCUAGCCAUCCAGCCUCAAAACUGCUCAGGCUCAGGCUCACAGGCUGCUCCUUGGAACGUAAAGUGCGGAUCUUCAGUUAAUCUGGGUGACCGCUUAUCUCUAUUUUCUAAGUGGCGUGGUCAAAAGACAGAUACCAACGCAUACUGGACGCUACUCACUACCUGCAACACGGACGCGACAGUAGGAUUCGCCUGGAGAGGCCAGCUCUGCCGACAAGGCUCUACACCCAACGGAGGAAAUACGAAUGAAACCAUCUCAUCUACCAAUGUUAUCGCCCUUACUUCGACUGAGUGGCAGGUCUUUGCCCAUGAAACUGGCCAUACGUUUGGUGCCGUACACGACUGUGUCAAGUCGACAUGCCCAGGCGGCGCGGAUGCUCAACCAUGUUGCCCUUUGUCGACAGGCAGCUGUGAUGCUGGUGGCAAGUUUAUCAUGAACCCCUCCACUGGUACUGAUAUUUCUGCCUUUUCCCAGUGUACCAUUGGCAAUAUUUGCUCAGGAUUGAAGGGCAAUGUUAAGUCUGACUGCCUCUCUACCAACAGGAAUGUUAAGCUGUAUACUGGAAGCUCAUGCGGCAACGGUAUUGUCGAAACUGGAGAAGACUGCGACUGUGGCUCAACUGAAUCGUGUGGCAAUAACUCUUGCUGUGACCCCAAGACUUGUAAAUUCACGACAGGCUCGGUCUGCGAUCCCUCCAACGAAGAUUGCUGCACUCAGCAGUGCAAAUUCGCGGGAAGUGACAAGACUUGCCGCGCUAGCACAGGCCCCUGCGAUCCAGAGGAAAAGUGUUCUGGCACUUCUGGCCUCUGUCCUGAAGAUAAGCACAAGGACAAUGGCCAGUCGUGUGGUGACGGCCUCGAAUGUGCCUCGGGAACAUGUACGUCCCGGGACCAGCAGUGCAAGGUUUCAUUUGGUCGCAUGAGAUCAUCGCCUAAGUCCUGCGGAAACGAGUGCUUGAUGCAAUGCUCCAACACGGAUUACAACGGCGGUCAGUGUACCUACUUCAACUCGUACUUCAUCGACGGUACCAGCUGCAGCGGUGGUGGCCAGUGCAAGGACGGUCAGUGCCAGGGAGGCUCAUGGUGGAAGACGUUUACGGAUUGGUACCAGUCCCAUUUGAGCAUCAGCAUCCCCGUGACCAUUGUGGUUGCCCUCCUCAUCCUUACCAUCAUCUCCAGCUGCUUCUGCAGCUGCUUCAGACGACGACCACAGAUGCGCAAGCCCAAGCCGGUCUCGCCAGGCGCAGGCACACCGCCCAAUAACGGCGGAUGGCAGGCCUACGGUGGCGAGUAUGCGCCAACACAACACAACAUGAACAACAUGACCAUGUCUGGGCCCUAUGGAUACUACGGCCAGCAAGAGAAUGCCAAUCAUCAAGGCAUAAGCAACGUGCCACACCCUCAAGCCCAGAGCAACUCGCAGUUCUCGCAGGGUCAAGCUUACAACAACAACUUCUCACAAAACUAUACCAACAACAACACCACCAACGAUACCAACUUUUCACACAACUAUAACAACAACGCCUACAACAUGCAGGAAAUGAACCAUACAGGAAACUACUCAUCGCAAGAUCAUCACUACCCUCCGCCACCUCCACCCCCAACUUAUGGCAACGCUACCAACACGCGAUACGCCUAAGAUGGAUAUUGUCUCUGACUUUGUACUAGUUUCUCCGUCGAUCUGUUUCUCGCAUUGACCUUCUUCUGCACUAAUAUUGGAAUGGAGUCCACACUCUAGAGAUGAUGAGAUUGAGCCGCAAUGUAUUUACGAGUGGCAGCAGGGAAUUAAUCCCGCGAGCUUGCCAAACCAGGUGCAUAAAUGUGUCUAUGUACGUAACUUUUGUAUAUAUCUACAAAUCAGCCAUUCACAUGGCUGUGAUGAACAUGAGCCUCCUUUGUUCUUGAAUCUUCAUAAACAACCCGUGCUGUACUUGUUCAUAAUCAUUAAUAUCCUCCACAUGUUGUAUUCCAUCUCGCCUCGCUCAUGUAGUCUUUUCUUUGGCAGGCUUAUCCUCUGCUCGGAAACCACACAUGAGCGCUGUAAACUUUAACCGCUGGCCAGCUAUGCUCUAGAUUCCCCAAGCGUCAGUAAAAUGUUUCCCUUCACCAGUACACAUAAAUCACUCACAUCAUCACGCGACUGCGCAUACAUGAGCAACCGCUCCGGACAAUCCAGCACGCUCAGUGCAAACCCCCGCUGCUCCUGCUCUUCAAAACCCUCUUUUCGCGGCCUACUUAUUCAUGCGCCCUAGCUUCCCGCGCAUUCAUCUCGUCCUCAGCAACCUGGUCUAGGUCAGCCUGCGACAUGGGCUGAGUGGCAGCGGGCACAACGGGCGCCACGGGCCCUGGCUUGCGAUAUGGAUCCUUGCCGCGGGCCUGGCGGUCGCGCAUGGCUUCUGUGAAGAUGGACUCGCGGGCCUGUGAGGGUGAUUGGAACGGCAUGUUGGGAUUCGAGGGGCCAGGGUUUGAGGGGAUGCGGAAGGAUGACAUUGUGAGGGCGAGAGGUUCGAUAUAGUGUAGAGGACGCGUGAGGCGACUCGCUGGUCCGGGACUUCGGGUGGUCCUCCAGCGACACGGGAUUGAUGGGGGCUGACGGGCGGUCUGCAGAGAGGCUGAUUUGCGGAAUGGGAGAUGGAGGGAAGCAGCGCACGUACGCACUCAGCACGCCUGUUGUCGAAUUUGUUGAUGGUGAUGCAACACAGGGUUGAAUUUGGCGGGGUUUUGUUGCCCUGCAACCUUCAACGGCCAACUCCACCGCCACGUCGAGACAAGGCUAUGGUAUGUACCGACUUCGGCUACGGCAGGUAUACAUGUAACUUGGAGCGAUAAGUGUUUAUAGGAGCAGGUCAUCUGAUUAGAAAAAUAGUCAUGGUACUGGUAUUGGCUUGUUUGGGUUAUUAUACACGAAAAAUCUACGACUCCUCUCCGGUAAAGCGUACACAAAAAAAAAAUCAACGCAUAAAAGAACAACAUCAUGUCCGUGGUUUUCCCCCCUUCUUCCCAAAAUAGCAAAAUGAGCAGGGUCUAAAGGUAGACCGCAAAUUCGAAAACUCCGUGUAAGCCGCCUCGUCCGUAAACUUGUAUGAUUAUUCUGUUCCGUCCGCAGGUGUAUCGGGCCUUGUAUGGAAGAGUGUACAACGGGCUCUCUAAGCCCGCCAAUAAUCCAAGAAAAGAUAGAGAAUAGGAAAAAGAUAAAGCGAGGGACUUUAUAUGUGUGGACCAAACGUGGGUUACAGGUGCUGGUCAGCCUGCUGCUCGCGUGGGCUUGCCAGCGGCGCACGGCAGCAGACAGGCUGGAGCCGGCGUGUAUAUGUAUAUAGGUGGUGGCGCGGCGGAGGAUAGCAUUACAUCGUACUCUGGUUGUUGGCCGUGGUAUUUCGUUGCGGCUCCUGGCGCCGCUUGGUGUACAUUGUCGUAAAACUGCGUCUGGGGUGGUGGUCUUGGUGGUGGUCGGGUGAGGAGGUGAGGAGGUGAGGAUGAUGGCGAUGGUGGCUUGCAAAUUGAAACAAACGUAGACAGAUUCUACCUGCCAAAGUUGAUGACGGCGAGCUGUGCAAUGUUAGAAAAUGUGAGUCUUCUGGAAUAUGGCUGUCUCUGUACUUACUCUGCUGUUUGAGCCAUAGGCUAGCUUUUGACCGCUCAUAUCCCAGCACAGGCAGUGCUCGUCUUCCUCAUCCGAAUCUGACGUUCCCUUGGGCGUCAACCAGCCGGGGUGCGGAGGUCGGUUCCAGCUGGCUCGAGGCAUGACGCUGCCAACCUUCCAGAUCAGAACCUGUCUUGAUGUAGCACCGGCCAGGAAUGCGCCAUCGGGUGUGAAUGCAAGCUUCACGAUUGGCGAGCCCAUUGUUAUCAAGCACUUAGCUUUGCUGUCUGGUUUUCUCGCGUUCCAAAUCAGAAUCGCAGCAUCGUCACCACCCGUAGCAAUAAGACGCUCAUCAUCCGCCGCCAUUUGGCCGGGUGCAAGAGGCUGCCAUUGCAUGGUUGUAAUGGCGCCGGUGUGCGCUGUGAUGGAUCGUCGCUGGCCGGUUUCGUCCCAGAGAUCUAGUACGCCCUUGUCGCUAGAAGUGGCGGCCAACUUGGAGCGCCAGUCAAACAACACUUGGGAGAAGCUGUCGUCGUCAUUUGUUUCGAAUUUGCGAACUUGGGAAAUAUCGGAGUCUGUGCAGUGCAGGCUGACGAGGAGGUCGCCACCACACAGCAAAAACUCAAUGUCGCUGGUCCAUGUGGCGUCAAGCGGCGUCGUGCCAAUGUCGUGGCCGGGCAAAUGAUAUGACAGAGAAUUUCCAGAGGGCGACGAGUACACUGUCACCAUUGCGCCGCCCUUUUCAGGAGAUAUGGCGAGCAGCGCUGUGCAGCUGGGGUUCCACAGGAGCUUGACGACGGGUGGUUCGGCCACCUCCAUAGACUGGACGUGGACGCCAUCGGCAGACCAGACAUUGAUGCUGGCUUGGGAACCGGAAUCCGUGGCUACAGCAAUAGCGGCGCCGUCAGCAGUCCAAGCCAAGGCUGUCACAGUUGUCGUUCGCGGCGUGUCGGGAUCAAUCAGCGCAUGGGCUCUAGGCUGCACGUGAUCCUGGCCUGGCUCGGCGCUGCUACGCGACACUGUCCAUACCCGCGCUAGCGCAUCCGUUCCAGCAGCCGCCAACAUGGAUGGAUCUCUGGGGUUCCACUCGCACUGAAGUAAAAUAGGAGGAUUAUCGGCAACGGACGAGGAUGCCGACGAUGGGCGGUCGGCACUGGCGGUGUCGUCCAUGAGGUGAAUAAAGGUGGUGGAUGGGGUUAAUUCCUCGACUUUUUCAAUUUGCGUGCCUUGCUCGGGCCCGUCAGUGUGCACCAUGGACGGCGGCACCUGCUCGCCUUCGAGUGGCGAUGGAUAGGCUUGCUGAUCUCGAGAGUCCACGUCCAUGGGCGUGGUGGAGGCGGCGUCAGCCUCGGUGGAAGCGUCGAAGCCGUUGCUGAGUUUCGGUCGCUUUGACGGCGAACCGUUUGUUAAUUGUGCUUGCGAGCGCUUUCUCGCCAUUUCUGCCUCUAGGGCCUCUGUCGCUUCUUCUCUCUCCUUCUUGGCCGUUAGCGGUGGAUCCAGAGGCCCAAAGACGCCAACCUUUAACGUCUCUGAUUCUGAGGGAGCAGCAUUUUGCGGCAGCUGUG
Molecule: messenger RNA, 6624 nt
Organism: [Torrubiella] hemipterigena
Lineage: Eukaryota; Fungi; Ascomycota; Sordariomycetes; Hypocreales; Clavicipitaceae
Source: the annotation of a GenBank genome assembly